Molecule: messenger RNA, 2522 nt
Organism: Mesocricetus auratus (golden hamster)
Lineage: Eukaryota; Metazoa; Chordata; Mammalia; Rodentia; Cricetidae
Gene: Eif4e
Product: eukaryotic translation initiation factor 4E
Exons: 7
Coding region: 920-1573 (217 amino acids)
Biological process (GO): translational initiation
Cellular component (GO): eukaryotic translation initiation factor 4F complex; cytoplasm
Molecular function (GO): RNA 7-methylguanosine cap binding; translation initiation factor activity
Source: RefSeq, a predicted model, not a curated record
ACUCCUGACCUUCAGUCCAGGGCUGAGUCAGCGGAGCCCCGAGUGGCUUCCCUGGCUGGCACCUGGACGUAGGCUAUUUCCGUUCACGUCCAAGCAGAAUACUGGAACCGAUUGGACAGAACUUCCAAACUUUUUACGUCCAGCAAGAUUCAACCCUGACGCCUUCAUCUCAGGACUGGGAACGGGAAAAGCCGACGCGUGCACCGCCCCCUCCCCCAAGCGUGCGAGUGGGUACCGUGGGCUAGCCCGCCCACCCGCUGGGGCAGCGAUGGAAACAAGUGACCACCCGCGCUAGUGGAUCUCGGGGACGGGGAGAACGCAGACCGCAUCAACGACUCUCCAUCGCCGCCUCUUUCUGAGACCAAGAGACAAUGGUGGGAGGCGAAAAGAAAACCACAUAAAAACACACAAGCAACUUGUCCUAGAACCUCAGCUAAGCCAAUGAAGCCUUCUUGCGUGUGCUGAGCCUGCAGUUCCCACUCUUCUAGGAAAGAUGGGAGGACCGGGCGACAAAGGGCACAGCAGGAAUGCCCCGCAGUGACUGCGACCGGAGCUCUGCUCGCUGCACCGCAGAGGCCUAAAACCUACUCUGCCGCAAGCACCCGCGGCGCCGGGAGCCGCGCACCCUCGCCAGCGACCACGUGAUCAGUUUUUUUUUUUAAAAAAGAGAAAAAAAAACUUCGCCUUAAGGAAAGAGAGAGAGAGAAAGAGAGAAGAGAGCGCGAGAGCGAGCGAGCGAGAGAGACUCCACUUCCCAGAAGCCUCUCGGUCCCCACGCAGCUGCAGCCUUGCGCAGGCGCCGCCAGGGCCAAACGGACACGUCCGUCACGUGGGCAGGAGCCGGCCAAUCCGGUUUGAAUCUCAUUUUUUUCCUCUCGCCCCCCCUUCAGGAGCGGUUGUGCGAUCAGAUCGAUCUAAGAUGGCGACUGUGGAACCGGAAACCACCCCUACUACUAAUCCCCCACCUGCGGAAGAGGAAAAAACAGAAUCUAAUCAGGAGGUUGCCAACCCAGAGCACUAUAUCAAACACCCUCUACAGAACAGGUGGGCACUCUGGUUUUUUAAAAAUGAUAAAAGCAAAACUUGGCAAGCAAACCUUCGAUUGAUCUCUAAGUUUGAUACUGUUGAAGACUUUUGGGCUUUAUACAACCAUAUCCAGUUGUCUAGUAAUUUAAUGCCUGGCUGUGACUACUCACUUUUUAAGGAUGGUAUUGAGCCUAUGUGGGAAGACGAGAAGAACAAACGGGGAGGACGAUGGCUGAUUACACUGAACAAACAGCAGAGACGAAGUGAUCUCGAUCGCUUUUGGCUAGAGACACUGCUGUGCCUUAUUGGAGAAUCUUUUGAUGACUACAGUGAUGAUGUAUGUGGAGCUGUUGUUAAUGUUAGAGCUAAAGGCGAUAAGAUAGCAAUAUGGACGACUGAAUGUGAAAACAGAGACGCAGUCACACACAUAGGGAGGGUAUACAAGGAAAGGUUAGGACUUCCUCCAAAGAUAGUGAUUGGUUAUCAGUCCCACGCAGACACAGCUACGAAGAGCGGCUCCACCACUAAAAAUAGGUUUGUUGUUUAAGAAGACACCUGAGUAUUCUCACAGGAGACUGCGUCACGCAAUCGAGACUGGGAGCUGAACCAAAGCCUCGUCCAAGCAGAGUGGACUGCACUGAAGUUUGAUUCCAUCUAAAUGUUGCUAAGAUAUAAGAGAAGUCUCAUUCGCCUUUGUCUUGUACCUCUGUGUUUAUUUCUUCCCCCCUACCCCCAAUUUUUGCUAGUGUGUCCACUAUCCCAAUCAAAGAUUUACAGUAUCCGUCACCCAGAACCGCAGAUGUGUUCCUGGCCCGCACUGUAACAGCUGGUUAGAAUUACUAUGAUACACACAUUUGCCUUUCCACAGUAUUUGAAAAAGAACUUGCAUUUCUGUUACCUUAGCAGGAAAAGACCUGAUUCUGUUCCACUCCGUGCAGGAGCGUGAUUUGCUGGUGAGAGUCUGAGUACAGUUUUCUAGCAACCUGGUUUCCUUUCCCAGCAUUCUUCUUGCUGUCCUCUUGCUGAUGGCUGCUAGAGUUUAAUUUAUUUGCUUCCCUCCUUGAUAACAUUAGUGAUUCUGAUUUCAGUUUUUCAUUUGUUUUGUUUUUGUUUUUUCCUCAUGUAACAUUGGUGAAGGAUCCAGGAAUAUGACAGAAAGGUGGAAUAAACAUUAAAUUUGUGCAUUCUUUGGUAAUUUUUUGUUUUUUUGUAACUACAAAGCUUUGCUACAAAUUUAUGCAUUUCAUUGAAAUCAGUGAUCUUAUGUCUGUGUGACCCCUAAACAUAAUUGUGGACUAUAAAAAUGUAACACCAUAAUUACAUUCCUACCUAGAAUUAGUAUGUCUGUUUUUGUGUCUUUACGCUGUACUUUAACACUUUGUAUUACUUAGGGUAUUUGCUUUGGUUACAAAUGGCUCACGUAGAAAAGCGGUCCCAUCCAUAUUAAGACAGUGUACAAAACUGUAAAUAAAAUGUGUACAGUGAAUUGUCUUUUA